CACCCACCACCCCCCGUGUUUCCUCCUCACUCACAAACGCUCGAAUGGCCCGGUUCAAUCGUUAGCGACCCGGUGCACCUUUGCCGCUGGUCCCUGUUCAUAUUUUCUCAUUCUGCCUCUGCCGUGUCCUGGUUUGUAUACAUCUCUCAUUUCUUGACUCUCAUUCUUUUUCACUCAUUGCCUCCUCCGGCCCUCCGGCCCCCCCUCUGUCUUUCUCUCUCUCUCUUUCUCUCUCCCUCUCUCGCCGCAGAACACAAUGAGCUCCGGCCUAGUCCCGCGGGACGGGACGACGCGCGAGGAGUAUGACCCCAUGCUCGGCGGCAGGUCGUCGUCGUCCGAGACCGACGUCGAGGACCGCCUGCUGCUGCCUCCCGGCGAGGAGAAGCACGGCGGCAGCAGCAGCAACAACUACCGGCGGCACGCGGGUCACAAGAAGACCUUCCGGUGGAUCAUGGUCCUCACCUGCAUCUCCAUCAUGAUGCUCAUCCCCUUCAUCUUGUCCCAGUUCUUCAACGUGCAGUCCAAGGCCCAGCCGCCGCCGGAGCCGGCCCAUGAUGGAGGAGAUAACAACCAUGCCGGCGAACAACAGCAAGAAAGCCCUCCUCCUCCUCCGCCUUCACCGCCGCCGCCGUCACCACCACCACCACCACCAACGUCUGAGCCGGUAUUGGAGCUGACGACGACAGUAACGCCGCCGGCAACCACAUCGUCGUCACCUCUGGUCCCCACUCAGACGCCGGCGGUGAAGCUGACGCCACAACAGCAGUUCGACUUGAAGACCGGCUUCGGCAUCUCCAACGCGACCUCACUCCGGGAGUAUGUCUUCAACAUCACGCGCGAGCAGCAUGCGCCCGACGGGUUCGAGAAGUCCAUGAUCAAGGUCAACGGCCAGUCCCCCGGCCCCCUCAUCGAGGCCAACACGGGCGACACGGUCCGCGUCACGGUUCACAACCACAUGCCCGAGGAGAGCACCACCAUCCACUGGCACGGCAUCGACCAGAGGAACUCGGUCUGGAUGGACGGCGUCUCGGGCGUCACCCAGUGCGCCAUCCCCCCCGGCGAGUCCUUCACCUACGAGUUCAACCUCACCGACCAGCGCGGCACCUUUUGGUGGCACGCUCACGUCUCGGUCCAGGUCACGGAUGGGCUCUUUGGACCUUUGAUCAUCCAUGACCCCGAUGAAAAGGUUCCGCCUGUUGACGACGACAAGAUUCUCAUGGUUGGCGACCUUUUCCACGAGUACGGGAGCACUCUUCUCACCCAGUACUUGAGCGCCAACCCGCCUUGGGCGCCCAAGAAACCGGGAAGGGAACCUCCCCCGGACAACAUCAUCAUCAACGGCAUGAACACGUUCAACUGCUCGAGCGUCAUGGCCAAAGGCAAGGGUAAAGACCACGCCCCCGGACACGACAUGGGAGACCACAACUCGGGUGCUGCCAUGGGAGAUCACAACCGCUCGGCCAGGGACCACCCCAAGUGCACCUGGGGCUCCCUCUUCAACACACGCGUCAAGAGCGGGUCGACGGCCCGCCUGCGCCUCAUCAACCACGGCACGUCGACCCCGAUCUACGUGACGGUCGACGGCCACGCCCUCGAGAUCGUCGAGAUCGACGGCGUCGAGGUGGCCCCGAUCGCGACGACGCGCGUGUACAUGAACCCGGGCCAGCGCUACUCGGUGCUCGUCCACGCCAACCAGACGGCCGGGAACUACCUGAUCCGCGCCGACGCCGCCGUCCGGUGCUUCCACAUGUCCCACAAGACCCACGACGGCAUGAUGGGCGGCAUGCACGGCACGCCCUUCGGCGCCACCGCCGUCCUGUCGUACGAUGAGACGGACGUCGGCGCCGCGCCGAUCGGCAAGGCCUGGAGCCUCGACGCCAAGUCGACCCCGCAGGUCGGCAAGGAGCCGUGGGGGAGCCGGUGCGAGGACCUGCCGUUCAACCUGCCGAAGCCGGCGCGGAGCAGGCCGGCCUACGACGUCGGCGAGAGGAACCACCACUACUUCACCUUCAGGCAAGAGCGCGUGGGGGACGUUGUCCGUACGCAUGUGAACAAGACGCUUUACACGCCGCUCAGGGACGACGCCUCGCUCUGGAAGGUCCUGCAGCAGGACAUCUCGCCCGAGAACCUGGACGCGCCGCAGCCGAAGCUGGACUUUGGCAAGGACCAGUUCGUCCUGGUCUCGCAGGACGCCAAGGCCGCGCAGAUCGUGGUGAACUCGGACGCGAUGAUGGUGCACCCGUGGCACUUGCAGUGAGUCAACGACUAAAACGUUAUCCGUUCUUGAUGAUACUUGAAAAAGCUAACGCAACUUACAGU
Messenger RNA from Colletotrichum destructivum, 2319 nucleotides. Its product is annotated as Putative multicopper oxidase, second cupredoxin domain-containing protein. NCBI's taxonomy places the organism in Eukaryota, Fungi, Ascomycota, Sordariomycetes, Glomerellales, Glomerellaceae. The record is from RefSeq and is a predicted model, not a curated record. Bases 257 to 2257 code for a protein of 666 amino acids. The transcript is spliced from 4 exons. Gene Ontology annotation, molecular function: oxidoreductase activity; copper ion binding.